UGACUCACAGCAGAUUGUGCAUCAUAUUAUGUAACAAUGUAGCAUACAGACUGCUGAUGGAUAGCACAUAUGAAUGUCUGACCUUGUCUUUACCUUCACACAGACUGGUGGCCUUCCUGUUCAUAGCGCUGCUGGGACUGGUUGUCUGGAAGUCGUCAAGUAUCUACUAGAUGUCCAGCCCGACACGAUCUCCGUAAAGAACGAAGCUGGUGACCUUCCUGUUCAUAGCGCUGCUAAGACUGGUUGUCUGGAAGUCGUCAAGUAUCUACUAGAUGUCCAGCCGGACAUGGUCUCCGUAAGGAACACAAGAGGUGAACUUCCUGUUCAUCGUGCUGCCAGGAGUAGACAUCUGGAAGUCCUCAAGUAUCUACUAGAUCUCCAACCAGACAUGAUCUCGGUAAAGUGCCACGCUGGUGACCUUCCUGUUCAUAGCGCUGCUGAGACUGGUCGUCUGGAAGUCGUCAAGUAUCUACUAGAUGUCCAGCCGGACAUGGUCUCCGUAAAGAACACAAGAGGUGAACUUCCUGUUCAUCGUGCUGCCAGGAGUAGACAUCUGGAAGUCCUCAAGUAUCUACUAGAUCUCCAACCAGACAUGAUCUCGGUAAAGUGCCACAAUGGCGACCUUCCUGUUCAUCGUGCUGUCGCCAAUGGACAUCUGGAAGUCAUCAAGUAUCUACUAGAUCUCCAACCAGACACGAUCUCUGUAAAGAACAACAACGGCGACCUUCCUGUUCAUCGUGCUGUCGCCAAUGGACAUCUGGAAGUCAUCAAGUAUCUACUAGAUCUCCAACCAGACACGAUCUCUGUAAAGAACAACGCUGGUGACCUUCCUGUUCAUAGCGCUGCUGAUGCGGGUUGUCUGGAAGUCGUCAAGUAUCUACUAGAUGUCCAGCCGGACAUGGUCUCCGUAAAGAACACAAGAGGUGAACUUCCUGUUCAUCGUGCUGCCAGGAGUAGACAUCUGGAAGUCCUCAAGUAUCUACUAGAUCUCCAACCAGACAUGAUCUCGGUAAAGUGCCACAAUGGCGACCUUCCUGUUCAUCGUGCUGUCGCCAAUGGACAUCUGGAAGUCAUCAAGUAUCUACUAGAUCUCCAACCAGACACGAUCUCUGUAAAGAACAACGUAAGUUGAGAAAUCUGUAUCGUAGACUCCCUUUACUGUAGUCAGUCACUCUUACAGCACUCUUGAGGAUCACUGUGCUAGCUGUAUGUCUAUUGGUGGGAGAAUAUCAAGCUGAUACAACAGCAACCUCACCGAUCGUUUGCUGCAAAAGUAGCUGUUGUUACGUGACCAGUCUUAUAACCAACAAUGCUACAGUC
Molecule: messenger RNA, 1320 nt
Organism: Sycon ciliatum
Lineage: Eukaryota; Metazoa; Porifera; Calcarea; Leucosolenida; Sycettidae
Product: alpha-latrotoxin-Lt1a-like
Exons: 10
Coding region: 74-1132 (352 amino acids)
Molecular function (GO): protein binding
Source: RefSeq, a predicted model, not a curated record